GCCGGUGGGCGGGACGCGGCGCCGCCACUUCCUGCUCGGCGUGUCCCGGUGCGGCCGGCAGGUUUGGGUGUGGAAGAUAUAUUCCUGUGAUCCUCUGAAGUGGCCUGCCAUACAUACUGAGCAAGAGGAGGAGCCCUUCAUCAUUCCACUUGUGCAGGGACCUGAGAGGAGGAGGAGCUGCUGUUUGAGCUGAGCUUCUGGGGAGGACAGAUCAAAACUAGUCGCUUUCCAGAAUGUUUGUUGGAUAUGAAGAUGAUGAGGAUACUGAAGCGUAUGAAGAUGAACUUUAUCAUGAGGAGUCAUCCAGUGAGCAUAGUGUUGAUAGCGAGGUGGAAUUUCAUCUCUACAGCCAGAUCCACUAUUCCCAAAAUCUUGGAGAAAUCAGCACACUGGAAAUGGAUGACGAAGCUGAUGUUGCGGGAGUCACGGGUCAUAGUUCAGUUCUAACUGAGAAACAGUGUGAAGACGAGAAGAUCGCUGAACUAACUGAUUGUGGAGUUCUGCUUUCAGAUGACCCUGAGAUCAUUGUCUUGUCUGAUACACCAGAUGAAGACAGUGUUUACAAAAGCAAAGUAAAGAAGUCGACAAGCUCUUUCGCUCAAGGGAAAACACAUAUCCAUCCAGGAUCCUCCCCAUCAAGUCAUGACAAAGCUGCUGGAUGUAAUACCCUGUAUCCUGCUGGGUCAGGCACAGACAUUUCAAGGCAGAGGAAAAGCACUAGUGGGAAGCUUAGCCCAGUCAGUUCUGCUGGAGCUCACGCCAUCCAAGAUGUGUUGGUAAUAGAUGAUAGCUCGGAGGAGGAGAGUGUGAUGUCUGAAAGUGAUAAUGUCGAGAGUUGGAUGCUUUUGGGAGCUGGUGCAGAUGACAGAGAUGAAGAUAUAAUGUUGAACCUCGAAGGCUGUACAACUCCUGUCAGCAAAGGAGAAGUUGGUGUGGACUGGUCCAUCUCUAAUAAAGACUUAGAGGCACAGAUCUCCAACUAUGCAAGUGUGAGGCAUACCAGUAUGCGGUACUACAGAACUGAUAAAAAUGUUACCUGUAGAAAUUGCGGUAGACCAGGUCAUUUGUCCAAGAACUGCCCUAUUCCAAAGAAAGUCCCCCCUUGUUGCCUGUGCGCAGAAAGGGGUCAUCUACAGAACAGCUGCCCAGCACGUUUUUGUUUGAACUGCUGUUUGCCUGGCCACUACUUCAGGGAAUGCCUUGAGAGAGCCUAUUGGAAUAAGCACUGCAGUCGCUGCGAUAUGAAGGGACAUUAUGCUGAUGCUUGCCCAGAAAUAUGGAGGCAGUAUCACCUAACAACAAAGCCAGGACCAAUCAAGGCGGCCAGUUCUCACUCGGAGCGCUCUGCUUUAGUGUACUGCUACAACUGUUCCCAGAAAGGACAUUUUGGAUAUGAGUGCUCAGAAAAGCGGAUGCACGGGAGCAUGUUCCCUACCUCCCCCUUCAUCUACUACUAUGAUGAUGAAUAUGAUAUCAACAGAAGAGCGCGCAGAUUAAAAAGAAAGGUUGCAGAACUACUGGAAGCCGGCCUUCUGCCAGAACAGCCAGAGACACGAUGGCAGGAAGAAAAACAUGGUGGGCACAGCCGUAAGAAAAAGAGCAAGCCUGGGAGAGAACAUGGGAGACAGAACAACGACAGCAAGUGUUACAAAAAGAUGAAGAUGUCCCGGGCAGAGAAACACAGAGAAGAGGAACACAGAAGUAAUGUUGAAAUUGGCCACAGGAUGGAGGAGGACUUCCCUAGAGGGUGUAAGAAGCAGGCGUGUAAGGGCAGCAAAACCUUCCACAAGUCCAUUUACCAGCCAUUAUCAGGCAGCAAGACUGUGUAUGCGCGGGAGCCUCUGGAAGGUGCUAAGAGGAAGAAGAAAUGGAAAAAGCAGAAAGACAGUAGUCCUGAUAUCAAUGAGAAUUUAUUCCUCAUAAAACAGAGGAGGAAGAAGUCCAAACAGAAAUCCUGGUGAUGAAGAAGUAGAUGGGUAGCACCAGCAUUUGGCGGCUCUGGCUCUGCCUUCUGUUUAUUUUUGUUUGUCUCUUAGCACACUGAAUAUGGGUCUGUCCCUGAACCCAGGCGGGCAUGCCCAGGCACCAGUCACACUUCUAAUGUCCACCUCUGUUCCCGAAAGGGAGUGCUCUGUCUGUCGUGAACUAUCCGCCUGACUCGGGGCUCGUGCCUGGAACGGCUGUACUUUCCAGCAGUCCCAGAAUAGGCUGUAAGUUUAUUUUUGCUUGGUGGGGGAGUGGGGAGGGGAAGGGGCCAUGCUGGGUUUGGUGGGUUUUGUUUCUUCACUGGUGAGAUGUUGCUCUGCCUGUCAGAGCAGGAUCUGCUGCUAGGGAGCACGAUCCUUUGGAGCUGACACUGGAGAGACUCACAUUAGGAGGAGUCAGGCUGGAAGACAGGGGUCUGGAUGUAAAGCACAUUUCCCCAGCCACUCAAUCCUCUCCAGAGUGCAGCUGGGCAUUUCUUCACGUCUGUCCCUCCUGGAAUGUGCCGUGAAGGCAUUGCCUUGCACUUUGGGACUUGACAGUCUCUCGCCUUCUGCUCCAGAGCGGUGCCGUGGACCCACUGCCCUUGGUGCCACGGCUCACGGUGCCGAGCACAGGGGAGCCCUGUGCGAGCCCGUUUCUGUCUCUGCCAGGUAGUCAGCACAGCAGGAGAAAGCGGCUGAGAAAUGGAACAGAGCUGACAUAUUGAAUUACAUAUGUCCUUGUUCCCCUUGAUGUGGAAGUUGUUUCUGGGGAAAGGUAGCAGAGUAUGAAAACCGUAUUUGAUUCCAGACAUACUGUGCUAAAAUUUAUUAAUUUUUUUUAAUGAGUUAUUUUUGUACACUGGAAUUCAAGUGUGUUGUUAAAAGCUUUGUAAGAAUAAACGCUUCGUCAGAGAAACAACCCAAAUAAAACUUUACAUGAGGGAUAUAAAAAAA
This is a messenger RNA of Phalacrocorax carbo (great cormorant), 2921 nucleotides long. The record is from RefSeq and is a predicted model, not a curated record. Lineage: Eukaryota; Metazoa; Chordata; Aves; Suliformes; Phalacrocoracidae.